ACAAAUGAAAACUCCCCCUCAACGGCUACCCUAUAUUACAUCAGAAAAUUGUGAAAAAUAUGGAAACAAAAUAUAAGAACGAGCGGUUGAAGCUUCGAUUUCCUUAUCAAACAAUACAUAACCCACCACUUCUCAUCCGAAGUCAAGCAAGCAAGCAAGCAAUACCAACUUUUCCUCUUUCUUCUUUUUCUUUUUCUUCACGUACAUCUCUCUCCCCCUCUUUUCUCUCUCUAAAAUCUAGGUUGUUGAAGAUAAAGUUGUUGGGUAUCUUCUUCAUCUGCCUUCACUUCUUCUAUACGUAGCCUUGAGAGUAUCCUCAUUUUCUCAUACCACACAAUAUUACAAUCUCACUUUCAGCCAAAACCCUUCUCUUCAAAUUUGUUUUUGUUGGUUUUGAGCAACAAACUUCGAACUCAAAUGUCAAAACCAUGAAUUUAUUAGUCACUUUGGCAAGCACUCUGUGAAGGGUGUGAUGGAACAAACUUUCUCCAUCCAAUUGCCUGUUUCACAUGGUCAUAUCAUAACCUGUCAUUUCAAUUAUUAAACACAGAGAAGGAGAGAUCUAUUCAAGCGUAUAGAGCCAUUAUGCCUUUCGGUUUGGUAUCAGCGUGGAAUAAGCGUCGGAGAAGCAAGUCCAAUGAUCACACAGACCCUUGGGUUUAUAAGCCUGUCGAGUUUUGGCAGCUUGAAGAUCAAACUCCACAACCCACAAAAAGGCACCAUGGAUCAUCUGUUUUCACACUCAAGGAAAUGGAAGAGGCAACAGGUUCAUUCAGUGAUGAGAAUUUGGUGGGGAAAGGAGGAUUUGGACGAGUUUACAGGGGAACUUUGCGAUCGGGAGAGAUUGUAGCAAUCAAGAAAAUGGAGCUACCACCGUUUAAGGAAGCUGAGGGCGAACGAGAAUUCCGUGUUGAAGUUGAUAUCUUGACCAGACUUGAGCACCCAAAUCUUGUUUCAUUGAUAGGCUACUGUGCCGAUGGGAAGCACCGGUUCCUAGUCUAUGAAUAUAUGCAAAAGGGAAACUUGCAAGAUCACUUGAACGGAAUUGGGGAAUCAAAAAUGGAUUGGCCUCUAAGGCUCAGAGUGGCCCUUGGAGCAGCAAAGGGACUUGCUUAUCUCCAUUCAAGUUCUUCUGUGGGGAUUCCUAUUGUGCACAGAGAUUUCAAAUCCACCAAUGUUCUUUUGAAUACCAAUUUUCAAGCAAAGAUAUCUGAUUUUGGACUUGCCAAGUUAAUGCCAGAGGGUCAGGAAAGCUAUGUCACUGCUAGAGUACAGGGUACAUUUGGCUACUUUGAUCCCGAGUAUACAUCAACAGGGAAGCUCACUUUACAAAGUGAUGUUUAUGCAUUUGGAGUAGUUCUUCUUGAACUUUUGACUGGACGCCGAGCAGUGGAUCUGAACCAGGGACCAAAUGAUCAAAACCUGGUACUACAGGUAAGGCACAUAUUGAAUGACAAGAAGAAGCUGCGAAAGGUUAUCGAUCCAGAACUGGGACGUAAUUCAUACACUAUGGAGUCUAUAAUCAUGUUUGCCAAUUUGGCAUCACGGUGUGUGCGUAGUGAGAGUAGCGAGAGACCCUCCAUGGAAGAAUGUGUAAAAGAGCUCCAACUGAUUAUCUAUACAAAUUCAAAAGGAUUGGGAGUUGCACUGCCUACUUUUAGAAAGGCCUAAUAUGCAAUUGCUCUGACUGCCAGAUGGAAACUGUUCAUAUCAUAAUAAAUAUGUUUUGCCUCUUCCAAUAAGGAUCUCUUGAAUGUUGGACCCAUAAUUUUAAGAGUCUGACUGUAAACAGAAAUUGAUAAAGGAUCACAGAUAAGCAUUUGACAGAUCAUAUACACAACAAGACAAUGAGAGUGAGAUAAAAAAUGAAUUUGAAAUUUGUUGUAUAAUAUCAAGAAACCUAGAAAGUCAAUCAUUUAUGAAUGACGUCUGAGAUAAGAUGGGAUCGUGUCCUAGCAUAUUCAGUUCUUUUCUAUUAUCACAAUUUUGAUUUGGAAUGUUUAUCUUAUCAGCAAUUAAUUCCUCUAAGUCAUACACUGUUGAAUGUUUAUCUUAUCAGCAAUUAAUUCCUCUAAGUCAUACAUUGUUGAAUUGUACCUUAAAUAAAGCUAGAAGUCAGUGCAUCUAUGUCUUACGCACAUCCGCUUUGAGUUUCACAAAACAAGGUGGAAAGAAAUUAUAUGACCAUCUCAUAUUUCUCACUAUCCCUUGGAACCCCUAAUUGGGUUUAUUCAAGCAACAAGUACUGCCUGGAGUAUACAUCCAAGAAACAGAAACAAUCAAAGACUUCUAAGCCCGUUUCAGUCCAUUGAAAGUCAAUUUUACUAUAGAUACAGAUGCAGGAAAUAAAAGGGUGGAAUAUAGAUGAAUAUAUAACCAAAAACUUCAAUUCACAUUCUAGUUGCAAUUUAUAGAAACAUGUCAACAAGAAAUAGACAGGCAGGUCAAUGAAUUUCACAUUCUUCUGAAUUACAUGAAAUAAGCAGAUUUAACCACUAUAAGUUGUAGAAGAUAAUCAGUAAUAAAUUCAAAUUCAGACUAGAAGCUGUAUAUUAUUGAAGUAUGGAAAAAGAAUUUACAUAUAUUAAAAAUUAAACAUAUACAAAGUAACUCACAUAUUUCAAAACUGGAGUCUAGAAGAUUAUAGAAGCUGUGCAUUUGUAACCGUAUCAGGAGUAAUGGUCACAUGUGAGAAAUGAAAAUGCCUGAGGAGAUUACCUGCAAAACACAGGUCUCUACCUUUUAAAUAAUAGAUACAACCAACGGUUGCUGGAACAUCAGAUUGACCUCCUAUUCAAAAGUCAAUCUAGCUGGAUGAUCCUCACAACCUUGCUGGAUAAAUCCU
Molecule: messenger RNA, 2845 nt
Organism: Ziziphus jujuba (common jujube)
Lineage: Eukaryota; Viridiplantae; Streptophyta; Magnoliopsida; Rosales; Rhamnaceae
Product: probable serine/threonine-protein kinase PBL28
Exons: 7
Coding region: 586-1671 (361 amino acids)
Biological process (GO): protein phosphorylation
Molecular function (GO): protein kinase activity; ATP binding
Source: RefSeq, a predicted model, not a curated record